Molecule: messenger RNA, 5413 nt
Organism: Paramecium sonneborni
Lineage: Eukaryota; Ciliophora; Oligohymenophorea; Peniculida; Parameciidae
Source: the annotation of a GenBank genome assembly
AUGCUUUAGUCUUUUUUAAAUUGCUUCAGAAAGUAACGAAAGUUUAGCUUAGAGCGAGAUUAUGGAAAGGAUAUUUUAUCUUCAGUCUAAGACAUUUUACCAUCUUCCUUUUAAAAGCAUUAUAAUAACAAGUAAAAUAUCAAAGAAAAUAGUAAGUCAUAAGGAAUUAUAAGCAGCAAAUGAUAUGAAUAGAUUAAGCUAAGAAUAAGGGAUAUUUUCACCAAAUCCAUCUUAAACAAAUAUACGUUUGAACUUUUUAGAAAAUGUUGAUGAACAGUUUUUAAAAAAUGAAAAUUCUUAUUAUUGCUAAUUUUCUUUGGAUUAUUUUGGAAUGAAUAACAAAUUGAGACAAUAUUGCAUUUUAAUAAAUGAAUCUCGUGUUUUUUAAUAUGCUGUGUAUAUAUUUGUAUAAUUUACAAACUAUAAUUAGACAUCAUUUUGUAUAAUCAUUUUGAUAAUUAAACCUUAUAAUAAUGAAGAAAGUGGAUUUGGGCUUAGUCUGAAAGAUGAUUAAAUCUAUAGUAUUUUGAUUGCAGCAGAUGUAAUAUUUUGCAUCCAUCAGGUUAUUUCAAUAGUAUCAUAUGGGUAAGAAUAAUUUCUAUAUUUAGAUUAUGGAGUUGUAAAUAUGGGUAUUAUAGAAACCCUAUAGCAUUUAUAAAUGGAAUUGCCUUAUUUUUUGCAUUAUUUUUAAGGCAAUCUUACUUUUAUUCUUUAAGAAUACUAUUCUUACUUGAGUAUUUUGUGUAAUACAAAAUUUUAAGAAUAGUUCGAAAAUUUUGUUUAACAAUAGAGCAUUCAUUUAUUUCAAUUUUUUAUAUAACCAUAAUAAUUUGUUUCUUCUUUUAUGUUUUUGCUGUAAUUGGAUUGUAAAUAUGGACUGGAAUCUUAGGAAACUAUUGCAUAAAUUCAAAUAAUGAGGUAGAUUAAUAUCCAACUCGAUUAUGUGGAUAUGGUAGAAGUUGUUCAAUUGGUUAUGAAUGUAAAUUGGGCUCUUAUGAAUAACCAUAUAUUUAAUAUUCACAUAAUUUUACUAAAUUUGAUUAUAUCUAAUAAUCAAUGUCUAGUUUAUUUAUUGUUCAUUUUAUUGAAGGAUGGGUAGAAAUAGAAUAAAAUUUAGCUGAUUCAUUUAAUAAAUAUAUGAGUACAGGUUAUUUAUGGACAUAUAUUUUUAUAAGUUCAUUCUUUUUAUAAAAUUUGGUUGUUGCCAUAUUACUUAAACAAUCUCAAUAUGAAAUGCAUUUAGAUGAUCCAAUUUAACCAAUUUUAUUUUUUAAUAGUCAUACUAAAAUCUCUUUAUCAACUGAAAAAAGAAAGACUGUUUUUUAGACACCUAAUUAUCUUAGUAAAAGUAAACAAAGAGUUAUAAUAAUGUUGAUGAAUUCAACUAAAAGAAGCAAUGAAUCACGAAAAAUAAGAAUAAUGAUUAAAUCUAUUUUAGGAUCAAAAAUAACUCAAUAUUUUUAUAGUAUAUUAUAUUUAGCCAAUCUUUUUGUUUUAUCUCUAAAUGAUGAAUCUGCAUCUAAAAAUGAUUUAGAAGGAACAUUAGCUAAAGUGAAUGUAUUUUUUUUAGUAAUUUACUUAAUUGAAGACAUAGCUAAAAUUUAUAUAUGGAAAUAAAAGGAAAGUAAAAUUAUAAUUGUUAUGGAAUUUUUAUGUGAUUUUGUAUGUUUAGUAGUUCAAUUAAAUUAAUUAGGACAUCCAUUUAUUUUAAAUACAAUUAAAGGAAUAAGAUUAUUAUGGGUUUUUAACUAAUAAACAAAUUGGUCAAAUUAUAGAGUUUUAUUAUCAGCUCUUUGGAAAUCUUUCAAUAAUAUUCCCAUAAUGAUUUUAAUUUUAUUUGUUUAUGGAUUAGUGAUAGGUUUAAUGGGUAGAAACUUUUUUGCUGGAUAAUUAAGAUUUAAUGAACUAGGAUUUUAUGAUUUAAAUGGUUCAUAUAUUCCAAGAGCAAAUUUUGAUAGUAUGAGAGAAACAAUCACAUCAUUAUUUAUAAUAAUAUGUUCAGAUUAAUGGUAAACCAUAUAUUAUACAACUUUGGAAACAGGAUCUUGGAUUCCAUAUGUUUUUUUCAUUUUUGUUUAAUUUAUAUGCAAAUUUUUGAUACUACCUUCAUUUUUGACUUUAAUGCUUGAUAAUUAUGAAGAUGCUAAAAAUGAAGCUGAUCUUUCAAAAGCCAGAGCAGCAAAAGUUAUUUCAACAAUUUAGAAUAAAUCUAGAAUUGUACCUACAAAGGAAACUUCUUUGUUAUAAGUUAGUAAUUCAUAAUCUGAAAAAAAACGUUUUUUUGGAAGAUUAUCAAAAAUAUCUGAUGAUAGCGAAAAAGAAGAUGAUAAUUCUAAAUCACAUUCAAUAUUGAGAAGAUAAUAAUCGAAAUAUUAUUAAGUUUAAAUUUUCAAAAGUGGAGAAGAUUCCUAAGUAUUACCUAAUGCAAUUUCACAAUAGAAUUUUAAAUAAUAUUUAAUUAACUCUUCAAUGUUUAUAUUACAUAAUAGAUCAAAUUUAAGAAAAAAAUUACAUUAUUUUAUUUAACACAAAUAUUAUGAUUGGGGAAUGAGUUUCAUCAUCUUAUUAAAUUUAAUUUUAUUAGGAUAUGAUAAACCUCUCAGAUAACAUAAUUUAACUCUAGAUGUAUUUAAUUAUAUCUUUACUGGUCUUUUUAUAUUAGAUGCUCUAAUAAAAAUCUUAGCUUAAGGUUUCUAUUGGAAUAAAUUAGAACCUCAAAAAUCAUAUAUAUUGAACAAUAACAAUUAAUUAGAUUUUGUAAUCCUGGUUGUUAGUUCAAUUGAUGAUCUUAAUAUUUACUAGAACUAAUAUCUUAAAGCAUUUAGAGCUCUGAGGACAUUAAGAAUUUUGAUAACGUUAAGAGUAAUUAAUUUUGAUAUAUAUAGAGAGGUUCAUAAAAUGAAUAACUAAAUUUGAUUUCCAGAUCUUUAUUAUAAACCAUCUCAUUGCUUUCUUCAAUGAUUUUUGUUACUGGUGUUAGUCUAUGGAUUUUAAGUAUUAUUUGCAUGACAAUUUGGAAGGGUAAACUCUACUUUUGUUCAUAAGUAUCACUCAAAGAGUUCAAAGAAAUCGUCACUUCAGAAGACUGCUUAGCCAAAGGAGGAUAAUGGAUUAAUAAUAUUAGCAAUUAUGAUACACUUUAAGAUUCUCUGCUUUGUCUCUUCAGAUUAAUUAUCGGAGAAGGAUGGACAUAAUAAAUGUUUAGUGUAUCAGACAUUACUGAUAGAGGACUCAAUCCUAAAAUUAAUUCAUCAUCUUAAUAUUAGUUAUUGUUUUAUGUAUUGAUUUUUUCACUUAAUAUUGUAUUACUCAAUCUAAUCAAAGGUUUGAUUAUUAACAAUUACAGAACAAUUAAAGAAAAUAUUGCUAAUUUUUCAUAGUUAAAUGAAUACCAAAGAUAAUGGAUACAAUUGAUGCAAAUAAUGCAAAAGAAAAAAUUAAUCAAUAUCAUCCCUAAACCUUAAAAUAAAUACAGAGUGUUAUGUUAUCAUUUGGCUAAUAAUAACUAUUUUGAGUUUGUAAUUUUAAUUUUACUAUUAGCCAAUUUAAUUUUGUAAUUAUUCAUAGUUAUUUAGUUGUUCAACUUUUAGUGGUAAAUAAAAUUCUACAACACAAGAGGCAUUAUUUGGAAUGAAUAUUUUCUUUAUAGUAAUUUUCCAUAUUGAAUUGUUCAUAAAAUUACUGGCUUACUGGGUGCAUUUUUUUAGAGACAUAUUAAAUAAGGUUGAUUUAAUAGUUUUGAUAAUGACUGAUAUUCUGUUAAUUUUAAGAAAUAACUUUGAUUUACCUAGACUCUAUACAAUUCCUCUUAUAAUCAGAUCACUUAGAAUCAUUAGAGCAAAUAAAUUAUUUAAAUUCAAUAAGUAAUUGAGAGUCCUUAUAGAUGUAAUCUAAGAUCUGAUACCGACUUUAUUUAGUGUUAUUGUUUUUAUAGCCAUUACAAUAAUUAUUUAUUCACUAAUAGGUGUUUAAGCAUUUUCUACUAUUUGGAGCACUUCAUCAGAUCCACAAUAUCCAUAUACUAUGGAAGAAAAUUAAAGAACUAAAUCAUUUUCAAAUUUCUUAGAUGGUGUUUUGAUUUUAAUCGAUAUAUCAACUGGUUAAUAUUGGUCUUUGUAUAUGACAGAUUAUACAAUUGAUACUUAGGGCUGUCAUACUUAAACUCCAGAAUAAUUAUAAUUAGAAGGUGCCAGAGGUUGUAGUACAAUCUUUGGUUACUUUUUCUUUAUCAGUUAUCUAGUGUUAAUUAGAAUUAUCAUGACUUCAUUAUUUUUAGCUAUGAUAAUUGAAUCAUAUUAAGAAUGUCAAUUAGAAAAUACAGCAGCUAUAAAUCCUUAUUAAUUAGAAGACUUUUUACUUAAAUGGUCUGACUAUGAUCCUCAAGGUACAGGUUGGAUAACACCAGAAGAUUUUGCAUUUUUGAUGUUUGAAAUUAAUCCCCCUUUAGGUUUUAAAGAUGAAAAUUCAUAAUAUUAUGAUUUUACUUCAAGUAAAUUAAGAAAUAAUAUUAUUUUUAGAAAAUCAAAAAAUAAAAUCUCAUUUAUAUAACCAUAAAAAAAAAAUGAGAUUAUUUAAAACAGAAAUAUUUCAAAAACUAAGUGAUUAUCAAGUUUAAAUAUAUUAAAAUUAAAUGGUUCAUUUUAAAGAUAUUUGCAUUCAAUUAGCUUAUAAUGCAAUAAAAAAGAAAAAUGAUCUUAAUGGAAUCGAAUAAAUUGAAGAUAAAAUUAUUCUACGUUAAAUUCGAAAAUCUUGGGAAUCUAGAUAUCAAGAUUUGAUUGGAAAAAAAGCAUAAUAAUUCGCAAUAGAUAUUUUUGCCAUUAAUUCCAUUACUGAUAUUUUGAGAGGGUAUUAAUGAACUUUAUUUAGAGUUAUUGAGAGAAGAAAAAUUAAGAAAAGAAUUAAAGAAAUGUAAAAAGAAAAAAACUUAAAAUAAUUAGAAAUUAAUGAAAAUGCAUAUAUUACAAAUAAAACAAUAAUUGAAAGAUAUAAAGGAAGAAAAAAGAGUUAAAUAAGAAAAAGAGUAUUUCCUUUUGUUUAAAAUAAUUCAUUCAGAAGAAAUAAAUUUAAUAAUGAAGGAGAAUCAGCCUUCCAUCGAACAAGGAAAUCUGGUUAUUAAAAUUAAUAAUAAUAAUAAUAAAAAAUUAAUGAAGAUAAAAGUUGGUUAUCAAAUUUGAAUUUUUAUAUUGAUCCCAAUGAAAUGUGUAAUGGAUUUCCUAUGAAAGUUGUUUAUGAAACACAAAAGAUAGAUUUUCCUCCAAUCAAAUCAGAUAAAAGUUUAGGAACUCUUUAUUUAUCUUAAAGUGAAAAAUAAGUCAAGAAACAGGGAGGUUACAUUUCUGAAAGAUGUUCAGAUGAAGAAAACUAAUAGGACAGCAUAAUUUAAAAUUUCAAGAAAAAUGAUAUGUUUGAAUGA